This is a messenger RNA of Habropoda laboriosa, 1805 nucleotides long. Its product is annotated as zinc finger protein 845-like. Gene Ontology annotation, cellular component: nucleus. The transcript has 5 exons. NCBI's taxonomy places the organism in Eukaryota, Metazoa, Arthropoda, Insecta, Hymenoptera, Apidae. Bases 51 to 1805 code for a protein of 584 amino acids. The record is from RefSeq and is a predicted model, not a curated record. Gene Ontology annotation, molecular function: zinc ion binding.
UUAUAAAAAUCACCCGUAAAAGUUUUCUGUGAUAUUGUAUACUUAGUACAAUGGAAUCUGAAAGUUCUGUUAUUUUGGAAUCAUGUGAGGAAGAUUCAAUUUUAAUUGCAACUGUGAAAGACAUGGUUGAUGAAAAUACACAUACUGAAUUAGAAAGUGAAGAAGGUUUUUUUGUAGAAACAGAUAAUCAGAAUGAGCAACAAAAUGAGAUAGAAGUUUCAAAUGAAGAAUCAACAGUAAUACAAUUGGAAAAAGUAUUUUCUUGGUCCUCUUUAUGUAGAGUAUGUGCUAAUACCAAUGAUCAUAUAAUUCCAAUAUUUGAAGAAGAAGGUUUACAACAUGAUUUAUGUAGCAAAAUACAUAAAUAUCUACCUAUACAUAUAUCUGAAAAUGAUACACUUCCAUUGCAACUAUGUUAUCAUUGUGCUGCUACAUUACUAGCAUGGCAUGAACUAUUAGAAGGAUGUUUGAAUGCAGAAAGAAUAUUAAUAGAAAUGCAAGAUGGUUUGCAAGAAAAACAGAAUCAACAACAAGAAACUGAAAAGGGUCAAGUUCUUGUGGAAUCAGCUGUUAAUGAUUCAGACAGGUUCGGUCUACCUCGGAAGAAAUCCUUCGCGGCAUAUUGCUCAUGGCAACCGACAUUCAGUAAAACGAACACUAAAGAAAGUAUAAAAGAAAAAACCACCGAUAAUGACGAUAGCAUUAAUUCAUUUGACAAUUGUAGUACAGGUUUUAAUAUGGUAGAGAUGAUGGGAGUCAUGCUAUCUCCUCACAACGAGAAACUUAAUUCACCAAAGAGUCAAUAUUCUUGCAAAAAUUGUCAGCAAAUGUGUAAAACAGAAUACCACUUGACACGGCAUAUAUCUCAAUGUAAAAAUAAAAUGAAAAAUAAUAUCGAGAAGAAAAAUAAACGCUCCAAUGGUCGAAGCAUAUCAAACGUGAGAGAAUUGAACAACAAAGAAGAUAAAAAUCUGAUGGACCAAGGUCGUAAAAAUUGGAAAUUGUUCAAACGAAAAAGAUACGAAACGUAUCCAUGUAUGUAUUGCGAUUACACAGUCAAACAGAAGAAGCUGCUCGAGGUACAUUUGAUGGAGUUGCACCCGGAAUUCACCGGGAAGAAAGAUAAGAAAUUAAAAUGUGCUGAUCGUGAAAUGGUGAUGCGCGCUAAAAUGGAAAUCGAUGGAAAGGUUUAUUAUCAUUGUAAUGAAUGUGGUAAAAACCUUUAUUCACCGUAUACGUUCUUUUGGCACGUACGAAUACACACUGGAGAACGACCGUAUACUUGUCAUUUAUGUGGCAAGCAAUUUCGUGUUAACCAGGGUCUGGUUAGACAUUUACGCGAAACGCAUGCUGGCAUUAAGAAUUUUCCAUGCGACAUCUGCGAUCGAAUGUUCUCGACGAAACGUAGCGCAGAAGAUCAUAGACGUAUACACACCGGUGAACGACCAUACAUUUGUAACGUUUGCGGAAAAUCGUUCAAGCAAAAGGCUUCUCUGUUCGUACAUAACCGUACACAUUCGGACGUCUUUCCUUUUAAAUGUAAUUACUGCAAUCAAAAUUUUCGAACCAGACCACCGCUCAUGGUACACAUAACCAAACACACAGGUGAAAAGCCGCACACGUGCGACAUAUGCGGUCGAUGUUUUCGUAUAAAACACGAGCUGAAACGUCAUCGUUUAAUACAUUUCGACGAGAAACCGUGGCAAUGCACAGAAUGCGAUCUCUCAUUUCGACAGAAGCGCUAUUUAGUUAAUCAUAGAAAAAUUAAUCAUAACACAGAUUCGUUCGUGGCUGACGUGAAGUAA